Molecule: messenger RNA, 413 nt
Organism: Dendrobium catenatum
Lineage: Eukaryota; Viridiplantae; Streptophyta; Magnoliopsida; Asparagales; Orchidaceae
Product: auxin-responsive protein IAA27-like
Exons: 1
Source: RefSeq, a predicted model, not a curated record
AUGAAUCCCUUACAAAAACAAACUCCAACAAAAGAAGAUGAAGGAGGAGGAAAAGAAGAAAAGCUUCAAGCAGAAGAAAUGAAAGCUAAGGAAGCAAACAAUAUUAGUUGCCAGAACAAUCUUGAGCUGAGACUUGGCGUUUCCUCGAGCAACAGUAGUAGCAGCAUCUUCAAAGAGAGAUUAAUGGACUUUUCAGCUUGUUCUGAUAUUGGGUUGCUUAUGACCCAUCUUAUAAGAAUACAUGACCCGAAGAGUAUGCAUGGGCUGGAGCCCUGGCUGUUCGCUGACCCACCCACUAGGUUCAUUGACCCGUGGAGCCUCGCAGCUAGGCAGCAGAAGGCAGUUCUUGAGCAAGCCCAUAGGAAGACGACUAAUCCUUCUGCUACUACUGCUCCUUCUCAAGAUCUUGCGAG